This is a messenger RNA of Chaetura pelagica (chimney swift), 1068 nucleotides long. It is a transcript of the gene ITGB1BP2, whose product is annotated as integrin beta 1 binding protein (melusin) 2. The coding region runs from base 1 to 1068 and encodes 355 amino acids. The record is from RefSeq and is a predicted model, not a curated record. NCBI's taxonomy places the organism in Eukaryota, Metazoa, Chordata, Aves, Apodiformes, Apodidae. The transcript is spliced from 12 exons.
AUGGCUCUGCUGUGCUACAACAAGGGCUGCGGGCAGAGGUUUGAUCCUGAGCACAAUGCCAAGGAUUCCUGUCUGUAUCACCCAGGCAUCCCUAUCUUCCAUGAUGCCCUGAAGGGCUGGUCUUGCUGCAGGAAACGCACAACAGACUUCUCUGAGUUCCUCUCUAUAAAGGGAUGCACAAAGGGGUUUCACAGCAAGGAGAAGCCUCCUGAGCCUUUCAGCCAAGAGGAGACCUCAAACAAACCAAAGGCCAAACCAGUGGAGGAGCUCAUCAUCCAAGGACCAAAAUCAGCUGAGAAGAUGCAGAAGGAAAGACCAAGCUCUGACGAGCCGAGACGACCGCUGCCAAUUAAAGUAUCCAGGUCUCUGGAGCAGGCACUGGAGAAACUGAACUUGUCCUCCAAGGAGGAGACACCUGCAGGCACAGCGGCUGGGGAGGUGGCUUCCCAGGUGAGAGCUGGCACCACCUGCAAGAACGCAGCCUGCAAGGCGAUCUACCAGGGCCCAGAGAGCAACACAGAAGUUUGUACUUUCCACCCUGGCGUUCCUGUGUUCCAUGAGGGGAUGAAAUACUGGAGCUGCUGUGGAGUCAAAACAACGGAUUUCACUGCCUUCCUGGAGCAACCAGGCUGCAGCAGCGGGCAGCACUGCUGGACAGGGAAGGGGGACAAGAAGGCAGUGUCGUGCCGGCAGGACUGGCACCAAACCAGCAGCCACGUCGUGGUUACAGUCUAUGCCAAGAACCCCCUGCCCACCCUCAGCAGCGUGAAAGCCAACCGCACGGUGCUUGAGGUUCAUGUCACCUUUGAAGGGAAUAAGGUUUUUGAGGCAGAACUGGAUCUCUGGGGGGUCAUUGAAACAGAGCAGAGCUUUGUGAGCAUGGUCCCUACCAAGGUGGAGAUCACGCUGUGCAAAGGCAGCCCCGGCUCCUGGGCCGUGCUGGAGCUCCCCCAGAGCAAGCUGCACCCCCGCGGCGAGCAGGAGGAGGCUGUGCGGGCAGAGGAGCCCAGGGCGGAGGAGGAGGAGGACUCGGAUGACAGCUUGAGCUGGUCGGAGGAAGAAGACUAG